Molecule: messenger RNA, 5508 nt
Organism: Trypanosoma theileri
Lineage: Eukaryota; Euglenozoa; Kinetoplastea; Trypanosomatida; Trypanosomatidae
Exons: 1
Coding region: 1-5508 (1835 amino acids)
Source: RefSeq, a predicted model, not a curated record
AUGCUGCGUCGUCGUCUUCACAUUGGUGGACUUCCCACAAGUGUGGGGGAGGAAUUGCAGGUGUUUUCCUCAACGGCCGUACAGAAACGUUUCUCCUUCAAAUAUGCCACUAAACUCCAACAUGAUGAGAUGCGACAACCUUUUUACAUUCAUGAAAAACGUUAUGGUAUUUUUAGUAACGAACGAAAUGUUGGGAAAUCACGUCGUGGUUUACCGUUUAUUACACCUCUCUAUACACGACAUAUGAAUUUGUGGGAAACCGAUACAGAUGCGAAGAAUAAUCGUUUCUUUAGGGAAUAUGUAUUUGGUCAACGGGAAUUACAUCAAUUACUUGGUAGACCUCAUGGCUUUGAGGCGGCAAACACGGAUGGUAGUAAUGAUCUCUCAGCCUAUGAAACCCAUACAGAUCAACGGUAUAAAGGUAUACCACGGCCGGCCAUUACAAAUCUACAUUAUGAACCUGAAUGGUGUCAGACACUUUACCGUGCUGGAGCUCAUGGGGCGCAGUUAAGUAAUCCACGUAGUCCUCUCACAGAGGAAGUACUUGGACCAGAAUUAUUAAAGAUACGUGAUAUUAAAAGUUUAGAGCAUUGUAAAGCCUGGUUUGCUCGUUUACAGUAUCUUAUUCAAUUACAUUAUGAUGCUGUAGGAGAUAUUGGAGAAUUUAAAUCCCGUCAUACCCAACACGUACAUGAAUUCUUCGUUGCUUUUCAUGAUGCCUUAAGUAGUGUUGAUUUCCGUGAUACGUAUUUAUUUGAACAAUUCCAAUCUGCCCGUCCUGCAGCUCUAGAGGAUCUUUUUGGUAUUUUUCUUGAGAUGGAAGGUAAUUAUGUAGAUCCCGAUCACUGUCCACGGUGUAGUCUUCCCUAUAGUUCAACCCGUUACUGCGGUGAGGGUGAUGCCAACACCCCAUUCCGUCGACAUCGUGGGCGAUGGGCGCCGCAUCAACGUUGGGGCCGUGAAUGGUUUGCGGUGGUGGCCCGGCGAGCAGAGGCACUUUGGCAUCGAGCCACAGAAGAUCCAUACUUUGGAACUGGACAACAUACACAACGACAGGCAGAGGCGUUAUUGCGGGUAUAUGUACGGACUCAACAACGUGGAAAGGCAUUGGAUUUUAUACAUGCAUUACGAGGAAGUAAAGAGUUUCUUAUUGGGGCUAUUACGAUUACACCAGAGAUGCAGAAAUCAUUAGAUCACUUGCUUGAUACCACACCACAUCCACAUCUUCUUACAAACAGUUUUACAUUGGAAAGUCAAGCCGCACGUUAUACUGGAGAAGUUCAAAAACCUCCCUUCUCUCCACUUCAAUUUCGUAUUGAUAUGGAAAUGAACAAAUAUAGACGACAACAAAAGGAAGAGGGAGUUGUACGUGUACCACCCGCACUUUGGCGUUUGGAUACCUCCGCUAUAGUCCCAUAUAAAAUUGAUCCAAAAACAAAACAUAUUGUAAAUUGGCGUGAGGUAAAGGAAGGGAUUGAAAAAUCUUUUCUCUCUACAGGACUUCCAAAGGAAGCGUAUACAGGAAGUGAAUGGCGUGAAAUAUUAUACCUUAAUAGUGUUAUUGCGACUCGUGCAACAAAGGCAGAACAGUUGCAAAAGGAAUUAGAGGCAGAGAAAGCUAAAAUGAAGACGGAGAAUCCAAAAAUGAAACCAGACAUCAAUAAUAAUAAUAAUAAAAAUAAUAGUAAUAAUAAUAAUCGUAGCAAUAAUAAGAAUGUUGGGGAUAGUAGUGGCAGAAGUAGUAUGAAUAGUAGUAGCAGUAGUAUUGUUUUCCCAGAUAAGGAUGGUUAUCGGGUAUUUGACACCACACCUGCCUCCUUACAACCAUUUCGUGUUAGUCAAUCUGGUGCUCUAUUUAAGGCUAUUAAACAUGUAUAUCCAUCACCUGAAGCGGUACCAUAUAGUGAUCCUAUUCAUGGUAAACAUUUCUUAUUAGAUACCACACCCGAUACAUGUCGUCUCUUUGGAGAUUUUGAACAUGGUGAUUGGCUUGCGAUUCGUGCAAAAAAUGUGGACGGUAAUAAUAACAAUAAUGCCGAAACUCAAAAAGAAAUGGAAAAAGAAGAAGAAGAAGUAAUAGUGGUAGGUGUAACAAAGGAAGGAAGUGAUUCCGAGUGGCAGUUGUGUGCUAUGUAUGUGGAUCCAGCACGACAACGCGAACGUGGACUUGUUUUUCUUGGAACGGAUUGUGUAGAUAUUCGUGAUCGUUGGGCAUCUAUUCGUUAUGUUUCCGCACCGCAUGUAAAGGGGCGAGUUACGAUAUUAGAUUCUCAACGUACCGCACGUGAAGAAUUUUUAGGUCAAGUAGUUGGUGUUCGCAAUGGAGUUCUCUUUGUUCAGUGGCGUCUUCUUAAAGGAGGUGGAAGUGUGAUGGAUCGCAGUGUAGCGGAGCCUAUUGGGACUGCUGAUCAAGUACGAGAGGCUUUUCUUAAUAUUUCAGAAUUGUCUGUGGAAUCAUUAGAGCAUCCACCAUCAUGGCAGACACCAUUUCGAAAUGAUUUUGCAGAGGAAAGAUUAAAAGAAUUGAAACAAGCUCCUUUUCAACGGGAAAAGUGGGUUUCGCUUAUUCCAGGUAAAUAUACCCCUAAACGUAAACGAUUUGGAUAUACACAACAUACCACAUUAGAUGAUUUUGAGACUAAGGAAUAUAAAGAUCGAUUACUUUCUAAACAAUUUUUUCAUAAUCCACAAGCCUUUGAAGUUAUACCAGAUCGUCGUGAUCGGGCCGUACCAUUUGGUGGGAAAUGGGAAUAUCAACGUACACAAGGUCUUCCUACAGUAGAUCGUAAUGAACUUGAAAAUGGUUGGAGUGAAGUAGAACCUGUAAGUGAUGCUGAAAUGCAUGUGAUUGAGCAAGCAUUACGAGAUAUUAGUGGACGUCGACCAGGAAAUUUUAUUAAAUCUCCUUCCAAGGUAAGUUCUCUACAAUUAAAUGAAACCUGGUGGAAACCAUUUGAGUUUGGAUGGGAACAACAUAAUAAAGAGCAAAAGGCAUUAUUAGAUCCAACAGAACAACGUCUUAUUGAUAGUGCAGGUCUUCCCUUUGGUGGAAAAAUUCCACCGUUUGGGACAUCCUCUGGUAUUGGUGAACGUAUACGUGAGAUUGCGGAGGAUUACGCAAAAGGAUUUGGUCUUGGACCACAUGGUCACUCUCCUUCACAUGAUACAAGUCAUUACAAUACACUUGGUAGUGAAGAUGAACGUGUACGAGAUUUGGGUUAUAAGAAUACAUUGGUAAGAUUAUUUAAUGAAAAACUUGGAGAUAAAGAUAUUCAUCAAUGGGCAUUAGAACAGUGUUCUAAUGGGGAAGCGGAUGUUCGACAAUUAUUACUUUCACUUCAUGAAUGGCGAGAACGUGGUCGUCCACCAUCACUUCUCUUAUCACAGGUGUUAUCAAAAUACUUGGAAGAAGAAAUUACAACCUUUAAUACUGGUAUUCCUGAAAAUGUACCAAAGUUAUCCCUUCAAACCGUAGAUGGGACAUUAUCACCUAUUGGAAGUGGUGGAGAACGAAGUGGAACGAUAUGGGCAGAUGUAGAUCCUACAGCAUAUGCUCUUCAAAAUGCUACUCAACGUGGUCAUAGUGGAUCGGAUGAACCAUUUAUUCUUAAACUUUUAAAACGAGCUCGAUUACAUUCUUCUGGUGCUAAUUUUACAGAUGUGCAGUAUAAUUCUUAUCUUGAAAAUACAGUUGUGAGUGAAUUUCAACUAGGUCUUGCUGCAUUAGUUGGUAAAGGUAUUUCACCAAGUCUUCUUGCGCAAAAGACAGGACAAUUACAUAGAGGAUCAUCACGGUGGAGUGGAAAUGUUAUUCCUUUUGUAAAAAGUCGUGAACUUGCUGGAUUAUUAGGACGAAUGGGAGUAACAUCAGAGAAUAUCUCACUUGUUAUUCGUGGUCUUGCCAAUUGUCCUGAACAAGAAUCUGUUGGAGAUGACUUUGCAGUUCCCGCUUCUCUCAUUCUUAGUUGGGGAGGACCUGGUACUGGUACUAGUACGAAUAGUGGUAAUGGAAAUGCAGGAGAUCGAAAGAAUAACGCCGUACAGUCACGAAAUGAACAACAGCGUAAAGGUUCAAUGGCUCUCUCUAGUGCUAUACGGCAAUUAGGACAACAACGAUCUUCUCAUGGUAGUAAUAAUAAUAGGAAUCGUCAAGGUGAUGAUAAAAUGGUGGUACAUGUUCUUGAAGAUCUCGCUUUACGUAAUGAUGGACUUGUUAUGGAUAUUCAAUAUGCUAUUCGAGAAAAUAAACGAAAUCCAACAUUACGACAUGAAUUUUUUGCUACCUUAAUGCCUGUAUUUGCUGGAAAUCAUGAAAAAGUAUCACAAUUAUAUGAUGAUUAUUGUGAAGGAAAAUAUGUACCAAAUAUUUCAGUUGGGAUAGAAGCUUUUAUUGCCUUUUUACACAAUAUUACCCAACAUCCAGAUGUUUAUCCUGGUAGUAGAUACUUUGAAGUGGAUUCCACAACAGAUGGUCCACAGGCUGGACAAUAUACAGCAUUAAAGUUAUUAGAUCCUCUUGAAGGUCCAUUUCUUUUUGAUAAUAUAAAGGCUGAACAUAUUGAAACUGUUGAACGUUUUAAGAAACAUGGUAUUCUUGCAGGUCCAACACGAGCCCCUGCAACUGGAUUUAUUAUUGCCAAUUCCAAGUCUUUAAAUUACUUUACACGACGUCCAGAAGAAGUAGUGUAUGUUACUACAGAUGCUGAUCAAGGAUUAUGUCGAGCACUAGAAAAGUCUGCACAUUAUAAGGUUAUAGCUGCUAACCCAGCAUUACAGUUUCUCUUAAAUGCUAAAAAUGGAGCUGGUAUUGUAGCUACAUUUAAUCGAUUCUUCUACAGAACUAUGCCAAUGCUUAGCUUUUAUCAAAAGGUAUUAAAGCAUUAUUCUAAUAUUGUACAACCAUUACGAGAAGAAGCACAGAAUAGUGCGAGAGGUUUAGCACGCGCGAUGGAAAGUGAACGUUCCGCCGCUAUUGAGGAAUUCCGUCGAAAUAGUGAACGAUAUUGGCGGAAUAUUCUGGAUGGCCGCAGUGCUGAACAGUCUUUGACUGGAAAUAAUAGAGGAAGUAGUACUAAUAGUAGUAAUAGUAGUAAUACUAAUAUUUCUUCUUCUUCGGCUUCUGCUGCUUCUGCUGCUGCUGCUGCUGCUGCUGGAACUGCAGGUGGACGUGAUCUUCACAAGACCCUUGGUGGUAGUGGAGCCGGCGGUGACUACAGGAGAGGUGGUCAGAGACAACAAUACAGACAACAACAAAGAGGAGGAGAAGGCCAAGAACAACAACAACAAAGACAACAACAAGGUGAUGGUAAACAACAACAACAAGGAAGAAGUGAAGGGGAUCGUGGUGGUGUUCGUACGGUGUUUGGAUCUCGUCAAGGCGGUUCACGGGGUAUGACCGAUUUACUCUCAAAGUUAAAUACACCGAAGAGUGGUUCAAAGGGUCAAACAAUGAAGGGUCCGGCAAAAUCUUCCAAUGAUAAGAAUCGUGGAGGACAAGGUGGGAAAUAA